CAUUACGAGACUUCAUUCUAGCCAACAUGGCGACCUCUAUAGACGCUGAAUUUCCCGUUGACGGUAUUUUACCAAAGAAAGAGACUGGAGCGUGUGUGUAUUUAUCAAAGUAUCCUAACUACGAUGGAAAGGGUGUUGUCAUCGCCAUCCUUGAUACAGGAGUCGAUCCCGGAGCUCCUGGAUUACAGGUGACCAGUGAUGGUCGUCCCAAGAUCAUUGACAUAGUAGAUGCUACAGGGUCGGGUGAUGUGGACACUUCUCAAGUGGUGGAGGCAGUGGCUGGGGAGAUCACUGGCCUCACGGGCAGAACACUCAAGAUUCCUUUCUCGUGGAAGAACCCGUCCAGCAAGUACCACAUCGGUGUGAAGAAUGCCUAUGACCUGUUCCCUAAAGGCCUGAAGGAGAGGAUGACCAGGGAGAGGAGGGAACAGAACUGGGACCCUCAUCACAGGGUUGCAGUGGCUGCUGCUGCCAAGAAACUGGAGGAUUUGGAUACAAAAGCUGGAUCGUCCUUGGAGGAGAAACUUAUCAAGGAAGAGCUACAGGCCCAGGCUGAUAUACUGCAGAGUCUUGACAAGAAGUACUCCGACUGUGGGCCUGUGUAUGACUGUGUUGUCUUCUACGAUGGAAGUACAUGGAGGGCGUGUGUCGACACCAGUGAGGCAGGGGACCUGGAAAGCUGUAAGCUGCUGGCAAACUACCACGAAGAGCUGGAGAGUGCCAGACUUAGUAACGCAGACAUGAUGAACUUCUCGGUGAAUAUAUACAAUGACGGCAACGUCUUGGAAGUUGUAACUAAUGCAGGUUCUCACGGCACCCAUGUGGCGUGCAUCUCGGCUGGCUGCUUCCCCGACAACCCCGAGCGGAAUGGGCUGGCCCCGGGGGCACAGGUCGUCUCCAUCAAAGUAGGAGAUACACGCCUCGGCUCAAUGGAGACUGGGACCUCUCUAGUCAGAGCUAUGAUCAAAGUAUUGGAGCGCAAAUGUGAUUUAAUCAACUAUAGUUAUGGAGAAGCAUCUCACUGGUCAAAUUCAGGGCGUGUGUGUGAUAUAAUCAAUGAUACAGUCAACAAGCAUGGUGUGAUAUUUGUAGCUAGUGCUGGCAACAAUGGCCCAGCAUUGUCCACUGUGGGAACCCCAGGCGGGACAACUUCAGCGGUUCUAGGUGUUGGAGCCCACGUGACUCCUGCCAUGAUGGCUGCAGAAUACUCUCUCAGGGAACGACUACCUCCGAUGCAGUACACUUGGUCUUCCAGGGGCCCGGGUCAUGAUGGCGCUCUAGGAGUGUGUAUCAGUGCUCCUGGUGGCGCCAUUGCCUCCGUGCCGAACUGGACCCUCCGCGGCAGUCAGCUGAUGAAUGGUACCAGCAUGAGCUCUCCUAAUGCUUGUGGCGCUAUAGCCCUGGUACUGUCUGGUCUCAAGGCAAACGGAGUCCCCUACACCCCACACAGUGUGAGGAGAGCUCUGGAGAACACAGCACAGAAGGUGGACACCGUGGAAGUGUUUGCCAUGGGCUAUGGUCUGGUACAGGUGGAGAAAGCGUUCGACUACCUCUGCCAGAACGCCACAGAGAAGGAGAUGAACAUGAAGUUCCAGGUGACGUGCCAGGGCGGCAAGCGGGGGAUCUAUCUCCGGGAGGUGCCCCAGCUGCAGAAGCCUUCGGAAGUGUCGGUGUCCAUAGAACCCAAGUAUUUCGAGGAAAAAGCUGCUCAAACUGAGAAAAUCGAGUUCAAUAUCCAGUUCAGCCUUGUGUGCGAGGCAUCCUGGGUUCAGUGUCCGGCACAUCUAGAGCUGAUGAAUGUGUCCCGGACUUUCUCCGUCAAAGUUGACCCAAGAGGACUGCCAGAGGGGGAUCACUUUACAGAGGUGUGCGGGUAUGAUGUCCAGAAUAUACAGAAAGGUCCACUGUUCAGGGUUCCUAUCACUGUCAUAGUGCCUUCAAGAGUGACAGACAGUACCAACUUCUCACUGUCAUACAAGGACAUAAGAUUCCGUCCAGGUCAGAUACACAGACGGUUCAUUCAUGUGCCCGAAGGAGCAACUUACGCAGUUCUCCAUGUGCAGUCUCAAGACACAGAGAAGAACUGCCGAGUACUCCUACACACACUGCAGCUCUCUCCACAACACCAGUACAAGAAGUACGAGUUUGAAAGAUUUAUAACAAUAUGUGACUCAGGAGAUACUACUCAAGCAUUCCCAGUGUUGGACGGUGUGACUCUAGAGUUGUGUGUCGCCAAAUGGUGGGCCAACCUAGGGGAGGUAACUCUUGACUACUCCAUUACAUUCUUUGGUGCACAACUUGACGUCAGGCAGCCAGUCAUGCAUGUAGCAGAGGGCAUUUCACGAUUCAAUGUCCGCUCCCAGCUGAAGAAUGAGGAAUGCUUUCCUUCUAUUAACCUGAAAACCAUGGUGCAGCCUAUCAGGCCAUCUGAACAUCGUAUUCGGUGUCUACACGGUGCUAGAGACUGUCUUCCAGAGAACAGGCAGAUCUAUGGUAUAGAGCUGUCCUACAGCUUCCACAUGAGUAAGGCUGGUGAGGUGAUGCCAGACUGCUCAUUGCUCAGUCAUAUGCUGUAUGAAUCUGAAUAUGAGAGUCAGCUUUGGAUGAUCUUUGACUCCAACAAACAACUCAUAGCAUCAGGAGAUGCGUAUCCCAAUCAGUACACUUGUAAGUUGGAGAAGGGGGACUACCAGCUGCUGAUGCAGGUGAGACAUGAGUCCCGAGACAGCCUGGAGAGGAUCAAGGAUGCAGUAGUUAUGCUGCAUCACAAGCUUGCCACCUCCGUCACUCUGGAUGUCUACAACCACCCCCAAAAUGCUCUGACUGCUGGCAAGAAGGUCUCUUCAUUCGCAGUUGUCAAAGGAAUGGUCUAUCCAUUAUAUGUGGCGCCCAUGUCUGAGGAUAAGCUGCCUAAGGGAGCAUCUGCCGGACAUUUCCUACUGGGGACAAUGUCCCUGGUUAAAGAUGAUCCAUCCAAAAAAGCAAGCUCGGUACCGUUCAAGUAUGUCCUGACGGAGAACCCCAAGAAGUCCAACAACAGUAAGAGUAAUGGGAAGGAGAAGGAGAAGGAGAAGAAGACAAAGGAGGAAGAGUUUAACGAAUCUGUCCGAGAUCUCAAGGUCUCCUGGAUAACCAAAUUUGAGCUUGGUAAUGCUUUGUAUGAUGAACUGCGGAAGGACUACCCCAACCACCUGCCUCUAUACAUUGCCAGACUUCAGGCCCUGGACACAGAUGAGGACCAUGAAAACAACCUGGGAGAUAUCAUAUCUCUAUCUCGUCAUAUCAUCUCAAAGAUUGACCAGCCAAGUUUGCUAGCCUUCUACGGCAUGAAGAAUGACUCAAGGCCAGAGGCGUCAACUGUCAAAAGUGAGAUGGACAAGCAGAAGUCGGCCCUGGUGGAGGCGUAUGUCCAUCUAGGCUGUGCACAGGCUGAUGUCCUCUCACAACCUCAGGAAGCCACCGACUCCACAGACGAUUCCUCCUCGGUCAUUGUGCCACCCCAGGUCUCCAUGAAGGAUCUGGAUGACACGUUUGUGGAGAUUCAGAAGUGGGCUGACCUCACAGAUGCCAAGGUGCUGCCGUUCACUGUGAGACAUGCUAUAGCACACAAGCAGUAUGGUAGAGCAGUGAAGUACCUCCAGAAGCAACAGGAAGACAAGGGAUCACGGGAUGUAGAGUCAAAGAUAAAGACAAUGUACUCUUAUCUGAACUGGGAUCACUGCGUGAGGCAUAUAGGCAACUGGAUGCUAGUCCGAUAUCCCUCUAGCUACAGGCCGUUUUAAUACCGACACCUUCUAGACACAUAUCCAUUUUACCAACAAGGCAGUUGUACUUGUCACUGAAUUAGAUACACUUACUGUGCAAGUUUAGUCUGUUUUAAUAGGGCCAUGGGAUCCUGUUGAACGGACCAGUCAAGAACUCUUCUUAUCCCUUGCCAAGUUCAGUAGAGGCCAUGAGAGAGAAAUAUUUUAACCUGAGUGAUCCCACACAUGGAUUGUAUCCAGUGCAGUGACAGUUUUAAAUGUAUUUAUGAAUAGGAGCCAUGUCUCUGGUAGACACAGAAAGGUUCACUUCAUUGUUGUAAUAUGUGGAUUUUAACACUGUAGCUUAGCAUUCAUUCUGUGUAUGUGUGUGUUUGUGUGUAUGAUGGUCUACACAAGAAAUGUGAGUGUGUGUAUAAGAUGGAUCUGGGUACUGUUGUACAAAACAACCUUAGCGCUACGACUGUCGCAAGUCUAUGUUAAGGUAUGGGGGGUUACGAUCACCUUAGCGCUAAGGUCGCUUUGUACAAUGGCACCCUGGUUCCAUAGUCAUUGUGUAAUAUGGCUGACUGACUGUUUCAACAUGGACACAUGUUUGUUUUAUUGAGAUUGAUGAAUUUUCAUGCAAACUGCUGUAAUAUUCACGUAAGGUCAAUAAUGGGUAUUGGACAUGUUCACUGCUGUGUUAAGAUUUCUUUCUCUCUGUUAUUGUCGUCCUGAAGCUGAAACAUACUUUGAAAUAUCUAUUGUUUUUUUGUUCUGCUGUAGUUCAAAUGUUUCGUUUGUAAGAGAAGACACUAAAAGUUGUUUGCAUGUUGCUGUAUACAUAUCAAAUAUCCUUAACAUGAUUCUAUGGUACCGUAUUCGACGUAAUAAGCGCCCCGCUCUAAUAAGCGCCCAUGGCGAUAUUUGCUAAUAUAUUGGCAAGUGAACAAUCCCAAUUAGCA
Molecule: messenger RNA, 4708 nt
Organism: Haliotis rufescens (red abalone)
Lineage: Eukaryota; Metazoa; Mollusca; Gastropoda; Lepetellida; Haliotidae
Product: tripeptidyl-peptidase 2-like
Exons: 29
Coding region: 27-3782 (1251 amino acids)
Biological process (GO): proteolysis
Cellular component (GO): cytosol
Molecular function (GO): tripeptidyl-peptidase activity; serine-type endopeptidase activity
Source: RefSeq, a predicted model, not a curated record